GUGACAUUUAUUCCUUCCUGUAUAAUAUGCAAAGCAGGGCUAGGCACAAGCAUCACAGAAUGAUGGGUGAUUCUAGCAGGUGAAAUUAUUGCGUUUUAUCAUAGUGGAGACACAUGAGUUCUCACUUCACAUAUUAGAAUUAUAGAGUUGAAAGCGACUUCAGUAAUCAUCUAGUCCAGGCAUCCCCAAACUUCGGCCCUCCAGAUUUUUGGACUACAAUUCCCAUCAUCCCUGACCACUGGUCCUGUAAGCUAGGGAUCAUGGGAGUUGUAGGCCAAAACAUCUGGAGGUCCGCAGUUUAGGGGUGCCUGAUCUUGUCCAACCAUUUUUUUUAAAAAAGCACACACACUGACUCCAUGGCAGGAAUGUUGAAGUGACUAUCAUUAUAUCUGCAAAGUCUGAGGUAAAUCACCAUAGUAUACAGAGUCCUGAUUUAUUCUUCCAAAAGAACCCUGUCAAAUUCUUCUUUACAUAUUUGGGGGCAAAUGAUAGAAAAAGAAGACAAUUUAUUUACUGCUGCUGCAAUACUAUCGCUCCAAAUUCUAGGGGAGUAUCACAUGUUACAAACAAAGGGAAACAGGUAUGAGUGACCUUUAUUCCUUCCUGUAUUAUAUGCAAAGCAGGGCUAGGCACAAGCAUCACAGAAUUAUGGGUGAUUCUAGCAGGUGAAAUUAUUGCAUUUUAUCAUAGUGGAGACACAUGUUCUCACUUCACAUAUUAGAAAUUUAGGAUUCCAAAAUAAGGCUUCUGCAGUUUUGUAUUGAGCCUCAUGGUGUCGCUGUUCACCAAUAAGGGGAAAAAGUAAAAGAUCCAGCCUCACAUUCUUUGCUAUUACACAGUGUAGCACACAAUAACUGAGACGACAUGACAGUACAGAAAGCAAAACUGAAGUAAGUUUUGCUUAGAAACAAAUUGGCUAUUUUGAACUGGAACUAGGAGCCGAACAAAGGGAAUACCAGAAACCAAUCAUUCGAGCUUUUGAACAGAACCAGCAUUUUUUAUCCUGGUAUAAGAUCAUGGAAGAAACCCACAGACUCAGGAGAUGCAAAAAAGGAAUCCUGCAAUGCCUUGUCAUGGUGACUAUCUGGAAGGCAGUUUCUGGGCAGAUCCGCUAUUCCAUUCCUGAGGAGAUGCAGAAAGGCUCUUUUGUGGGGAAUGUUGCAAAGGACCUGGGAAUGGAUGGGAAGCAGCUUUCAGAUCAUGGACUCCGCAUUGUUUCCAGUGUAGGUAUGGUUCAGUAUUUUGCUUUGAAUGUCAACAAUGGCCAUUUACAGAUUUCUGAAAGAAUAGAUAGAGAGGAAAUCUGUGGAGAGACAGACAAAUGCAUAUUGAAGUUGCAGGUUUUUAUUGAAAGCAAAUUAAAACUCUAUGGAAUUGAAGUGGAAAUUACAGAUAUAAAUGACAAUGCUCCUUGGUUUCUACCAAAGGAAUGGAAAAUGAAAAUCAGUGAGACAGCUACACUCAGAGACAGGUUUUUUCUACCCAAAGCUCAAGAUCCAGAUCUAGGGAUAAAUUCUAUACAAAAUUAUCAACUUUCAGGUAAUAGCCAUUUUUCUCUGCAUGUGGAGACAGGAGAAAAUGGGGCAAGACAUGCUGAGCUAGUGCUGGAGAAACUUCUGGACAGGGAAGAGCAACCAGAUUAUGAUCUAAUCCUCACAGCUACUGAUGGGGGUGAUCCAGUCAGGUCUGGUACUGCUCAAAUUCAUGUAAUUGUUCUAGAUGCAAAUGACAAUGCACCGGUUUUCACACAACAAAUCUUUGAAGCAAGCAUGAAGGAGAAUAUUCCUAAAGGGUCUGUAGUCGUUACAGUGAGAGCCACCGAUAUAGAUGAAGGGAUAAAUGGAGAGGUAAAGUAUUCAUUUGAAAAAAACACAGAGAAGAAUUCUAAAAUGUUUCUAUUGAAUUCAACAACAGGAGACAUUAUCCUUGCAGGAAGCCUUGACUUUGAAAUAUCAUCCUUAUAUGAAUUUGAGGUGCAAGCCAUUGAUGGUGGUGGUCUAAGUGACAGAUCAAAGGUUGUGAUCUUUGUAACAGACUUAAAUGACAAUGCACCUGAAAUAGCAAUCACCUUUGUACUCAACUCUGUCCCUGAGAACACACCAACGGGAACUGUCAUUGCCAUUUUAAAUGUCCAAGACAGAGAUUCAGGAGUCAAUGGGGAGGUUAUAUGCUCAAUUUCCAACAGUCUUCCUUUCCAACUUAAAAAAACAAUGGACAAUUUUUACACUUUAGUGACAGACAGAGCCCUUGACAGGGAACAAGUGGCAACCUAUGAUAUCAUUGUUACAGCAACUGAUAAUGGGAUUCCAGCAUUAUCAACCUCUGCAAUUAUUUCACUGCAGCUGUUAGACACAAAUGACAACCCCCCAGUCUUUCUACAGUCAGUCUACACUUCUUAUCUCCUAGAAAACAAUCCAAGAGGAGCAUCAGUCUUUUCCCUGAAAGCAAUUGAUCCAGACUGGGAAGAAAAUGCCAGAAUAACAUAUUCCAUCACUGAUGACGAAAGAAGUGACUCCCGCCUCUCCUCCUACCUCUCCAUUAACUCUGAGACGGGGGUUAUAUAUGCUCUGACCUCCUUUGAUUAUGAAGAGUUUCAAGACAUUCGGUUCCGUGUAAAGGCUCAGGAUGGAGGUUCUCCACCACUCAGCUCCAACGUCUCAGUGACUCUCUUCAUCCUGGACCAGAAUGACAAUGCUCCCCAGAUCCUGUACCCCUCCCCUCCCACCGACGGCUCCACGGGGAUAGAGCUGGCCCCUCGCUCCUCUGAGCCAGGCUACCUGGUCACUAAGGUGGUGGCCGUGGAUGCGGACUCUGGCCAGAAUGCCUGGCUCUCCUACCAGCUGAUCAAGGCCACUGAGCCAGGGCUCGUCACUCUGGGGCUCCACACGGGAGAGAUCAGGACGGCCCGUUUCUUUCUGGAGAAAGAUGCCCUCAAGCAAAGCCUGAUGGUUUUAGUGAAGGACAAUGGGCAGCCGCCUCUCUCUGCUUCAGCCACUCUGACUGUGGUGCUGGCUGACACCAUCCCUGCAAUCCUCUCAGACCUGAGCAGCAUCUCAGCUCCUGUAGAGCCUCCGUCUGACCUCACCUUCUACCUGGUCCUUGCAGUGGCUUUUGUCUCCUGCUUGUUCUUCACUUUCCUCCUUGUGUUAGGGGCCAUCAAGUUGCACAGGUGGAGAAAUUCUCAGCUGCUUGAGUCGGGGAGUGUGAAUUUCAGUGGGGCUCCCAUCUCACAGUUUGUGGGGAUUGACGGAGUCCGAGCAUUUCUGCACUCCUACUGCCAGGAGGUUUCUCUUACUACAGACUCUAGAAAGGCAAAUUAUUCCAAUACUCUGAGCAAUAAAGAAGCUUGUGAAGCAAAUGAUCCUAUCCUACCUGGUGAAGAUUUAAACUUGAACAAUGAAGGCUUAAUCAUAGUCCAGGUGAGCAAACAAUUUUAGAUUAUCAUGAUUUUUUGUUUUGCCUCUGUUUUCUGCCUCUGCUUUCUCAUUAUAUUCAGAACUAUGUUAGUCUUAUUUUUAUUUCUUUCAGCUCCCUCUUCUUUUAGUCAUCACUGCGUAUCUGAUCCUUCUGUGAAGGAUCUUCUUUCAUCAAAUCUUUAUCUUGAUGCAACAGGUGACCAAUCUUUGCCUCAUUUGUGUUACUUCGGAUUGUUGCUAGUGGCUCAUAAAACAGGAUGCUCCUCUAUAUGAAAACAUAGUUCCCUACAUAUUGCAAACAAUCAUGCAUGGUAGACAGUUAUUUGCCCGAUUUUAUUCCUCUCAUCUAGUUUUUAUGUGGAAGUAUUGAUCCCAACCAAUAUUGAUCAAGACUUCAGUAUGUGGGUUCCUGUUUAUGGAUGGAUUUGAUGCAUUCUUAAUUGUUUUAGCUUUGACUGUUGUAUUUUGUUUUUAUCUCAUUUCUGCAUAACAUUUUCAAACGUUGGGAUGGAUGGAUAGACAGCUAGUAUAUGAAUAAAUGAGUGUAUAAAUGUGAGCAGCCGCCUCUCUUGGUACUGCCAAGACAUAGGUUUACUGCCUUGGUGAGCACUAGAAACUAAUGGCCUAUGACAAGUCAGUGUCCACCAGGGCAGUCUUGAGCAGGUCGCGAGCCCUGGCGCUGAGGGGCGGAGAUCGCUCCGGCGCCCCCGCCCUCGCAGGGCGCAGCAUGGUUUCCGCGCGGCCGGCGCCCUGGUGCACCGCGCCACCGGGGGUCUACCUAGAGCCGGCCCUGGUGUCCACUCCAGUCAUUCAGACAGACAAGCUCUUAAACUGGAAGCAAACUGGUUCAUUUUUCUUUUUCUUUCACGCAUCUUGUGCACUACAAAUACCUACCGUGGUCUGCAUGGACACAUAGGAUAGCCAAACAUCUAGUC
Molecule: messenger RNA, 4351 nt
Organism: Zootoca vivipara (common lizard)
Lineage: Eukaryota; Metazoa; Chordata; Lepidosauria; Squamata; Lacertidae
Source: RefSeq, a predicted model, not a curated record